Cadophora gregata is the source of this 2694-nucleotide messenger RNA. RefSeq names its product general transcription repressor (gene TUP1). The transcript is spliced from 3 exons. The record is from RefSeq and is a predicted model, not a curated record. Gene Ontology annotation, molecular function: protein binding. The coding region runs from base 920 to 2341 and encodes 473 amino acids. Lineage: Eukaryota; Fungi; Ascomycota; Leotiomycetes; Helotiales; Ploettnerulaceae.
CCUGCCCUGCCUGCCCUGCCUGCCCUGCCCUUUUGUCGUUCUUCCCAGCUUUGAUCUUCUGCUCCUCUUCUUACCACCUCUUCCAUCCAUCCAUCCAUCUAUCCAUCCAUCCUGGAGAAACCCACCUCCUUGCGUUCCUCCUCAAUCGACGCGACAACCAUAUCGCCGCCUCUGCCCGUCUCAAUCCCCAUUGAAGCUUCUCGAAGGCUCCUGUCAACAAGCUGUCCGUAGCUUGAGCAAUUCCUGGGCGUGCAUCUCCCCUCCAGGUCUUGCAAAGAACCGGACUGCAACGACCCAGCCUGCCCUCUUGGUGCGCAUCUCGGACUCAACCUCACCUCGAAGCGCACUUCAGUCAACAAUUACUACCAUCAAUCAUUAUCAUCUUCAACAGCGUACGCGGUAUUACCCUGCCAAGCGCAUAUUUUGGAGCUGGUCGCAAACCUUGUUUUGAUCAAGAAAUCAGGAGAAUAGCCCAUCGCUAUUGACGACCAUCAUACAAUGUCGAUGUAUGCUCCUCAUCGCGGUCUGGGAGGACCAGCGCCGGGUGCACCUAGCGGCAAUACUCGUCUGAACGAAUUGCUGGAUAGCAUUCGUGGAGAGUUUGAGAGCCAAGCUCGUCAGGGACAGGAUGUGGAACAUGCAAUGGCUGCCCAGAUAAAUGAGCUGCACACCAUUAGAGAGAAGGUCUACGGAAUGGAACAGGCGCACAUCGCGCUGAAGGCAAAGUAAGACAAAAUUGAGCUACAUCGAGAUCAAUACUGACUAUGGCAGGUAUGAUGAGGAAAUUCAACGGCUUCACCGUGAACUCGAGGCCCGAGGAGGUAAUCCGCGCGCUCUUGGAGGCCCUCCCCAGAACUCGGCUCCAUCACAAGCACCUCCAGCCAUUGGCCACGGUCCAAGCAACCUCUUUGGAGGUAUAAUGGCAGGUCAAGGAGGACAAGGGGCUCCAGGUCUUGCACCACCACAGCAAACUGAACAACACGGUCCCCCUCAGCACCAGAUGCCUCAACCUCCACCAGGACCGCCAAGCAUUCAAGGCCCUCCCCCGCCACCACAGCAGGCCCCCUUCCAAGGUGGGUAUCCUGGAGUGGGCCCCAACGGUUACUCGCAGCCUCCUCAAGCUACAGCUUCACCUGGUCCAGGCAAAGGGAGACCGCUAAACCGUGGACCCGGAGGACCACCUACACCUCAAUCGAAUCAGCCAAUGCCAUAUCCAGACCCAAGAGCUGCUCAAUCGCCACAAGUUGGCCACCCAGUGCCAAAUCAGCACAACCAGUUCCGAGUAGGAAACGCUUUGGCUGAAUUGGAUCUAGAGCGCCUUCCAGCUCACCAGAAGAAGGUUGAGCCAGAUUGGUUUGCGAUUUUCAAUCCUGAGGUUCCUCGCGUAUUGGAUGUGGAUCUUCUCCAUACUCUUCAACACGAGAGUGUCGUAUGCUGUGUUAGAUUCAGUCACGACGGAAAGUACGUUGCAACUGGAUGCAACCGUUCCGCUCAAAUCUUCGACGUCGUGACUGGUCACAAGAUCUGCAUUCUCCAAGACGAGUCUGUAGACUCGGUUGGCGAUCUUUACAUCCGAAGUGUCUGCUUCAGUCCAGAUGGAAGGUAUCUUGCAACUGGUGCCGAAGACAAGUUGAUCAGAGUCUGGGACAUUGCUACCCGAACCAUUAAAAUCACCUUCGCCGGUCACGAGCAAGACAUUUACUCUUUGGACUUUGCUCGUGACGGCCGAACCAUUGCCUCCGGUAGUGGUGACCGAACCGUCCGUCUGUGGGAUAUUGAGGCCGGACAAAACGUCCUCACUCUCAGUAUCGAGGAUGGUGUCACAACUGUCGCGAUCUCUCCCGACACCAAAUAUGUCGCAGCUGGAUCGCUCGACAAGAGCGUUCGCGUUUGGGAUGCUACCACCGGUUACCUUGUCGAGCGUCUCGAGGGACCAGAUGGACACAAGGAUUCCGUCUACUCUGUUGCUUUCGCACCAAACGGAAAGGAUCUCGUUUCGGGCUCCUUGGAUAAGACCAUCAAGAUGUGGGAGCUCGUCGCACCACGCGGUCAACACCCAAGCAACGCGCCCAAGGGAGGACGUUGCAUUAAGACUUUCGAAGGUCACAAGGACUUUGUCCUCUCCGUCGCUCUUACUCCCGACGGAAACUGGGUUCUUUCGGGAUCCAAGGACCGUGGGGUACAAUUCUGGGACCCAAGAACCGGCAACACGCAGCUCAUGUUACAAGGCCACAAGAACUCUGUUAUCAGUGUGGCGCCAAGCCCAAGCGGUGGUAGCUUCGCUACCGGUUCCGGUGACAUGAGGGCGAGAAUCUGGAGCUAUAAGCCAUACAACCCAUAAUCGAAAGGAGAAGUAAAAGAUGUGGAAUUUUGAUUGAUCACCAAUGGCAACAUAUGGACUCGAUCAUGGCGAACGGACCGGCGUACUUGGUGGCUGCAACUAAUUGAUAUCGGCAUCCCUCUAUUGCGAUAUUGAUGGGAUGGAUGGAUGGCUGGGUGGGUAGGUUUUCUUAUUAUUUGCUUUUUGCCCGAUGUAUUUGAAGUCAUGGGUACUGUCUGUCGUUUUCUUCAAGAUAGUAUGGAUGGAUGAUGACGGAUGGAUGGAUGUCCGGGCUAGGCUCAACGAGACCGGCGGUUUGGCUGUGAGGAAUGGCGGGUUGAUACACAGUAGUAUAAAAGAAUAAAAAUAAGUUC